GCGUACGAAAAGCAAGUUUUCUUUUUCGUUAAGCAAUGCAUUAUUAAUAAUACAGGAAACGAGCUUUCUUUCCGAUGUAACGUAACAAAUCGAAAGACCCCUUAUCUUGUUGCUAUAGAGCAAGGCUAUAAUCACAGUCUCUUGUCUAGAGUUAGAGAAACACAGUAUUAACGCGCGCUGUAUAAACAAUAAUAAGAACUUUUGUAAUUUUAUGAAUACCACAGAAGCCCCCUGGCAAAAGAUGAACACUGCCCCAGUGUGUUUUGGUGCGAAAGGUGACCAGUUUGGCGAAUUUGAGGUUGAAAUUGGUGGCUCCGUUGACUCUGUGAAGCUUGUUCACGUAUCUGGUCAUGUCACUUGUGCCGUAUUUGAUAUUUUGGGCGGUGCCAACGCACGGUCCAAGUUUGGCUGCCAAAAAUCGUCAUCAGAGCUUUACACCUUUAUUACGACCGCGAAUAACGACAUCCUGCUACCAGAGAGUCGCGAAUUCCCGUCCAAGUAUACUUUGCAGGGUUAUCAUCCGGAUUCCUCGGAGAUUGUCUUCACGAAUAUCUCAACUCCGCUACGUCUCUCUUCUGGGCAACAGCUUCGAGUCUGGUACGGAGAAGAUCUGAUGGACGAAACCGAGCACGAUAAUUCUGGAUCAACCUGUGUUGAUGUGUAUGCUAAGUAUAUGUGACAUCACUCAAGAGUAACAAUGUAUAGUACUGUAACCUUCAAGGAGUUAAAAAUACGUGUUUUGCUUCUAGUUCCCCGGGGCGGACUGUCGCACGAAAGGAUCGGGGGUGCUCGUGGGAAAAUUUGAAUUAAACCGCUAGAGGAGACCAAUCUUGGUGUGACUCGGGCUUUAUUUGACCCCUAAAAGAUACCACUUAAAACCGAAUAGGUCGAUUACCAGCCUCUGUUCAGGAAAGGCGCUCGCGCUUGUAGACAAACAAUUGAGACAGGACUCGAGAGAGCGGCAGAAAUCGAGCCUAAAACGGAAACAAGAGCGUUUCUUUAAUUGUUAUUUC
This is a messenger RNA of Orbicella faveolata, 1013 nucleotides long. RefSeq lists its product as uncharacterized. NCBI's taxonomy places the organism in Eukaryota, Metazoa, Cnidaria, Anthozoa, Scleractinia, Merulinidae. The record is from RefSeq and is a predicted model, not a curated record.